Cuculus canorus (common cuckoo) is the source of this 2306-nucleotide messenger RNA. RefSeq names its product G protein regulated inducer of neurite outgrowth 1 (gene GPRIN1). The transcript is spliced from 2 exons. Gene Ontology annotation, biological process: neuron projection development. Gene Ontology annotation, cellular component: plasma membrane. Bases 174 to 1613 code for a protein of 479 amino acids. NCBI's taxonomy places the organism in Eukaryota, Metazoa, Chordata, Aves, Cuculiformes, Cuculidae. The record is from RefSeq and is a predicted model, not a curated record.
GAGCGGGAGUGCGUGGGAAGGAGUUAGACAAAGCCUGAGCCCGGGAGCAGAGGCAGGCGCUGCCGGGAGGGAGACGGGGACGUUCUCCCGUCCUCCCCCACCCUCGGCCGAGGGGUGCGGGAACCCCAUCUCCAUCCCCGCCGGCCGGCAGGGGCGCAGCCCCCUCCCCGGUGAUGCCCGGGAGGGAAGCGGCCGUCUCCAUCACCAGACCCACGGCAGGAGUAGCAUGGGAGAAGCCUUCCUCAGGCAUGGGCAGCGCUAAGGAGCCCGAGGGGCUGCAGCUGCUGAGCCGCCAGGUCGGGGCCGAGGACGCUUGUGAGCCUGGUGCCCGCUCCCCUGGCUGCCCAGUGGCGGGUGAGUGCCUAUCCGGCUCCGGCUGUGCCACGAGGACCUGCUGUGCGGUUGAGCUGGAGGCCCAGGACACUGCGGCCAGUCCAGAAGCGGAAAAGGUGGCACCAUCGCUGACGGGACCGGCGCCCAGCACGCUUCUCCCAGACAGCAGCACGGAGCCGAGCGUGGUGGCAGCGAUGGGGAGCUGCAAGGGACCAAGCAGCGCUGCCCCUGCCUGUGGGCCCACGGGGAUGGGGGUCCCCAAUGACCAGAAGGAGAACGCAGCCCCUGUGCCCAUCCUGCCUGAGCCCUGCCUCAAAGCACACAGCAAGGACGCAGGAAGUGGAGCGGCUCCUGUUAAACAUGUGGCAUUUGUGGAGCCCGGUGCAGGCGCUGGAGCAGCUGAGCUGCCAACUCAGCAGCAUCCUCAGACUGGCACGGGGACAUCCCCGGAUGCUGUGCCACAGCUGGAGGGCUGUGAGGUUCCCAAGCAACCCCAGGGGGGAACGGCAGACGCUCCCAGCACCAGCACUACAGGGAGCGAAGCCCAGAGUGAAGCAGGGCCAAGCCCCACCACCCUGAACCAGAGUAGAGCCGAGGGGAGUCCAGCCCAGUGUGUGGACGCCGCGAGCAGCCAGCAGCCCCGGACAUCCAAGCUACUCUGUGAGUCCUACUCCUUCGAGGUGACCCCACCGCAGGAUGCUGGGACACAGGACAUGGGGACACAGGUGGACAGCCGAGCAUCCCUGGUUUCGGUGGCCUUGAGCCCCAUGAGCCCCCCAGGUGGAGCUGCUGCCUUCACCUUCCCCAAGAGAGAGCUGGGAUCCACUGCCCCGCCGCGGCCAGAGCCCUCUAAGAAAGAUGCAGAGAUGCAGGUGUCCAUGCCCGUGGAGACUCGCUCGGUGGCCACAGGGCCCAUGACACCAGUGGCCAAGUCCCCGCAGACCUCAUACCCCGAGGUGCAUGUGAAGGGGACAGUGGUGGAGGAGGCUCCAGAGCCCAUCCGGGAGGUGAGCUGGGACGAGAAGGGGAUGACGUGGGAGGUGUACGGGGCUUCCAUGGAGGUGGAGGUGCUGGGCAUGGCCAUCCAGAAGCACCUGGAGAAGCAGAUCGAGGAGCAUGGGCGACAGGUAGUGAUGACCCCACAGAGCACCCGUGCUGGCUCCAUCAAGGGAGCCCCCAGCAAAGGCGAGGCCAAGAGGCAGCCCAGCGUCUUUCGGGCUUUGCUGCAAAACGUCCGGCGGCCCCGGUGCUGCUCCCGCACCGGCCCUGCUAUGGAGUGAGCUGCCACCUGUGCCAGUGGGGCACGGGUGCCAUGGGGAGUGGUUGCUGCCCUUGCGUUCUGAGACAUUUGCUGCCAGUGUGCAGGGCUCCUGAGGCUGGAGUGGGCGGUGGUGGAGCACUGCACACUGGGGGCAAGGCGUCUCUUUCGCUCGGAGUCCCUCUGCCAGCCUGGCCCCAUGGAAGUGUCCCGGGACGUGAGGCUGGUGCCACAUCUCUGUGCUUGGUGGCUUCUCUUAUUGUGAGGAAGCACGUGGCUCCUUCCAGCCAGGGGUGGCUUCUCCUGGGGCAUCUCCUACCUGUGGCAGAGGUCUGGUUCAGGGUGGGCACAAGCAGGUCACUGCUGGCUCCCCUGAGCUUUGGCCUGGCUUGCGCCCUGGGCAGCAGCAUCGCUCCCCAUACUGGAGCGACGCUGGUGCAUCACAGUGCCACCACUUUGCCUGCCCAGGGCUUGGCCGAGAUCCAGUCCAUGGCCACGCACACGUGGGUCCCUGCGGCUGCCCAGGGUGGGGAUGUUCAGCCCUGCCCACCCCAGCCCUGUCCUCUCUGGUGCCAUGGGUGCCCCAGAGCUGGAAGGACAUGGCCACAUGGGGCACCAGGACAGAUCUCAAAUGGGAGAGGCUGAGGCCAGCCACGUCUGUGAUGGAGAACCACUCAUCACUGUGGCUGGAGGCACGCAGGAAGCCUGUCACCAG